AUGCAUGGGAGUGUGAGUAUUGAGCGUCGUUUGAGGAGGAGGAGUGGGAGGAGUAGUCGUGCGAGUGGUGAUGAUGUUUUGCCGCCAAAAUCAUCGUCUUUGCACGAGAGUUUAGGAAACGAAGGCCCCGGGGAGAAGAGAUGGUCGGUCAAGGAGCUCGUCGAGAGAAGUAGCGGUAAUAGUAGUAGUAAUAAUAGUAGCGGAUGCGUGAUAUCCGCGGAGGAGUUUAGGAAAACCGCGGAGAGCGUGAAACUUUCUUUCGACGACCAGGAGGAGGAACAGUUAGCGAGGAGAGAGGUGGAAGAGAUUGUUCGGUUUAGCCAGAUGGUUUUAUCGUCAUCGUCAUCAUCAUCGGAUGCUGGUGGUGGUGGUGGUGGUGAAAAUAAUAGUGCAGAUGACGGCGUGGAGGAGAGGGCGGCAGAGAGGAACGGGCCCACGCCUCGACGCCGAGCGGACGAGUAA
Messenger RNA from Bathycoccus prasinos, 462 nucleotides. RefSeq lists its product with no specific name. The coding region runs from base 1 to 462 and encodes 153 amino acids. NCBI's taxonomy places the organism in Eukaryota, Viridiplantae, Chlorophyta, Mamiellophyceae, Mamiellales, Bathycoccaceae. The transcript has a single exon. The record is from RefSeq and is a predicted model, not a curated record.